This is a messenger RNA of Trichoderma atroviride IMI 206040, 1290 nucleotides long. NCBI's taxonomy places the organism in Eukaryota, Fungi, Ascomycota, Sordariomycetes, Hypocreales, Hypocreaceae. The record is from RefSeq and is a predicted model, not a curated record.
ACAACCAGGCAUUCGUGGAACUCCACGCAUGUGCUGAAAAAGUGGCAUGCUCUCAACUCUGCCUGGCCCUAUCCGAGCGUUGAGGAAAAGCAAGAGCUUAGUCGUAAAUCUGGGCUAAGCGUUCGCCAAGUAUCACAAUGGUUUGUGAAUGCAAGGCGGAGAAGCGAAGGGCGAUCACACGAUAAACAAUGCAGCAGUGAGAGUCACUUAAGCUCUUCAUUACCCAGAGUACGACGGUCUGCCUCGCUAGGUGCUCCCCCAUCGGCAGCUUCUAGAGGCACCUUGACCAAAUCGCGCUCUCAAAGCGACAUAUCUGCAAAGCUUCAAGCCGGUACCAAUAAUUCACGAGAUUCCAUUACUUCACGCCCCUCAAGUAGCUGGUCUUCUUACUCUGAGCAUCCCGACAUUUCAAAUCACCACCAAUCACAAAAUGAGCGCUCCAAAACACAACAUAGAGUGUGCAAUAGGAUAGCCGAGGAUAAAAGCUCCCGGAUCUAUCAAUGUACUUUCUGUACGGAUGCCUUCAAAACAAGAUAUGACUGGACGAGACACGAGGCAACGCUCCAUUUAGCGCUUGAACAAUGGACAUGUCUCCCAACCGGGCCGAAAAGAUGGGAUCUUGGAGAUGGCUCUCCCAAAUGCUCUCUCUGUGACGAAUGCGACCCCUCCGAUGAUCACCUUCGGUCUCAUCGUAUAUCUGACUGCAUAGCGAAACCUACCUCGUUGAGAAGUUUCCUCAGGAAAGAUCACCUUCACCAACACUUGCGUCUUGCGCACAGCAUCGAUAAAAUGACACUCUCGAUGAAUGCUUGGAGCUCGAAACUUUCUCAUGUGAAAUCACGCUGCGGCUUUUGCGGAGAGACCUUUUCCCUUUGGACGGACCGCAAUGAUCAUCUAGCCGACCACUUUCGAAGAGGAAAAUCCAUGAAAGACUGGAAAGGAGAUCGAGGCUUUGAGCCUUCCAUUGCAAUGCUUGUCCAAAGCGCAAUGCCGCCCUAUCUCAUUGGCGCUGAGUCUUUAGAUCUAGAGCCUUUUAGCGCCUCGAAGGGUGUAAUGAAGAAGAUGCUCACAUAUCCGGACGCUCAGAAUCCUCCAAAUGUGUUUGAGCUACUUACAGCCCGCCUUAGUGACUUUGCAACUGCCUCACAAGCAAGUGGCGCUACCAUCAAUUGUGACAUCCUUCGACACCAAGCGCGGCUUAUUCUCUAUGGGGACGAUGAUCCAUUGAAUCAGACUCCUGCAGACAAUGAUCAGUGGCUAACAUUGUUCAAGAUUGGGCAUGGAUUAGCG